AUGGGAUUGUGUAUAUUAUCUGUUUUAUUCAACGUACAUUUUUUACUCUUUUUCACUCAAGUCUCAUCUUAUUCACCCAAUUCAUGUUAUCUGGAUAAUCAAUGGUGUCAAUGUGAAUCAAAAAAAUCUAUAUAUUGGCAUUUUUGGCGAUAUAUUUGGCCAAUAAUUCAUUUAUCUGUCUUUGCUUUCAUUCCUUUAAUUAUUAUAUUUGUAUGUUUAAUUCGUAUUAUACGAUAUACUCAUCGUAUCCACCAAAAUAUAAAUGAUGUCGAACAAAAUAGUACAUCUUUAAAUGUAUCGCAUCAUCAUCAUCAAUUUCUGUUAGUGCGUACACUUAUUUUUCUUGAUAUACUCUUUCCUUUAACUAUUUUUCCUACAUUAUUUUUACAUAUAUAUGUUCAUUAUGUUCCACCUGAAACUUGUCGAACUAUUGGCAUAUUGAAUAUUAUUUUUUCUAUUGGUUAUGCAAGUACAUUUAUUAAAAAUGUCUUUGCAUUUGGUAUUUAUUAUUUAUCUGGAACGAAAUUUCGUCUAGCAGUUAAAAUAUUAUUUCAACGAAUAACAACAACUUCAUUUCCAUCGAUAGCAGCGAUCACUUCUAAUCAACAUUUUUAUUUACAUUGA
Molecule: messenger RNA, 624 nt
Organism: Adineta steineri
Lineage: Eukaryota; Metazoa; Rotifera; Eurotatoria; Adinetida; Adinetidae
Source: the annotation of a GenBank genome assembly